This is a messenger RNA of Exophiala spinifera, 312 nucleotides long. RefSeq lists its product as uncharacterized. Gene Ontology annotation, cellular component: membrane. NCBI's taxonomy places the organism in Eukaryota, Fungi, Ascomycota, Eurotiomycetes, Chaetothyriales, Herpotrichiellaceae. The record is from RefSeq and is a predicted model, not a curated record. The transcript has a single exon. Gene Ontology annotation, molecular function: transmembrane transporter activity. The coding region runs from base 1 to 312 and encodes 103 amino acids.
AUGGCCAACUGCGGCGGGCAUACGAAGAAGCUCACGGUCAUGGGCGUUAUUUUCAUCGCGUACUGCGUUGCCAACAUCAUCGGUUCACAGGUGUUUCUCGCUCGCUCGGCCCCCAACUAUUCCACUAGAUACAACGCAAUUUUGGGCUUCGAAGUCGCUGCCCUUUUAUGCCUGUGUAUUUACGGCGCCGGUUGCUGGUACGAAAACAGACAUCGCGACCGCACAGAAGGCCCUCUGCCACCUGUGUCGGAUGUUGACAUGUUGGGAGAUUUGACAGACAAGGAGAAGAGAGGUUUCCGAUAUAUCUACUAA